AUGCAACAGGCGACAGAGCUCAACUACAGCAUUCGCGAGAUGCACACGUUCCUCCGGCAGCACUUUCUCGACUACGUGGAUGUGCACCACUGCCUCCCGUCCAAGCGGUCGCUCAUGUCCGAUGAGGAGAAGGAUCUCAUCGACCUCGAGGUCACCUCCUUCAUGACCGCGUGCGCAGCGGGAGUCGACGCCCUAAAGGCGUUACUCCAGCGGGAGCGUCUCCGGAGGAUGGAGCAGGAGGCGGCGGCGGCUCGGGCGGAGGGGGCCGACGGACGGGGCUCGUCGUUGCUGGACGAGGGGGGGGUAGGGGCCGGGGGAGAGCUGCGGCCGGGGUCAAGACCGGCCCACGAGAACGCCGCGGUGACGUUUCUGUUCGAGCGGCUCAAGGCCGUCACCGAGGUCGCUGAGGCGAUGCAGACCGAGAGACACGCGAGGGCCGCAGCGGGCCAAUCGCGCUUCUACGGGGGUCCGGCGGACAGCAGCGGCGCAUCGGGGGGGGCUGGCGACGAAGCGAGCCGCCACGGGGGCCCCCUAGCUGCUGCUUCUGCUGUCUGGGGAGCUACCCCGGAAGAGCUGGAGGAAGAACGCCUACUCCGAGAAUCGCUGCCGGCGGCGUACGGGGACUCCUCUCCUUCCCCCCCCGCACUUACCCCUGCCGCAGAAGACCUCGCCGGUGGCCUUGCAGGGUUUGCCACCACCGCCGCAGGCGUUCCGGAACGCUCCCAGACUCCGCCGUUAGCGGCGGACGCGGCGGACGCCGCAGCGGUAGCCGAAACAGCCACCGCUGGAGCCGCGAAGCAGCGUCCGGCGGCCGCGGAAGCGAGGCGAAGAGCGGGGGGGAAGCGGCCAGGCGGCGGAGGAGUGCUAGCGGAGACGGCGAGCGCCGUGCGGAGAAGAUGGACCGGGCAGGAGGAGGAGGAGAGGGGGGGGGGGGGGAGGGGUUCCGCCGAUGGCGGCGUGGUUUCCGCGGCCGUCCUGGAGGGGGAGAACCGAGAUCUGGUGGCGAGGCUGAAGAACGAGUUGGACGAUGCCAGGCUAGUCGAGACCAAGAUGUCGGAGAUCUCCGGUCUCAUGGGACUCUUCGCCAGCAAAGUCGUGGAGCAGCAGGGGGGAAUGGAGCACGUCUUUGACGCCGCCGUUUCGGCGAACGAUAAGCUGGUGAGAGGGGGCCAGCACCUGGAGAAGGCGGUGCAACGGGGGGGGGGGUUCCGGCUGUUCUACGCGUGGUUCAUGAUGAUCGCCUCCUUCUGCCUGCUGUUCCUGCACUUUUUCAACCCCUGA
Molecule: messenger RNA, 1281 nt
Organism: Ectocarpus siliculosus
Lineage: Eukaryota; Phaeophyceae; Ectocarpales; Ectocarpaceae
Source: the annotation of a GenBank genome assembly